AAUGGCUGGCGUUCCAAUCACGCCAGAUGCAGAAACAUCGCUGGAUGGCUUUAAACUUUGGCCAAAACGCCAGUUGCAGCCUUUUUUGCGAGCGAGGGGACUUCCGGUGACGGGUAGCGUCCAUGAACUCAGGGCCCUAGCUUUUUCAGCCACAGUAAUGCGCCAUCCGUUGGUUCCGACUCCCGAGGAAGAACAACAAAAGAGAUGCGAAGACUACAGAUCACUUUUGACUGUGGAUGGCAGACAACUCCCCGACCCCUUUGUUGACCUGAAAAGUGGCUGGAAGAAAGAGGAAGAAGGGAUGCAGCACUGGCCACCAACUAUGUAUGGGGACAUGGCAGAGUACCUUGUGGCUAAUGGAGAGGUACAGCUGCAGAAGAGGCUAAUGGGGGAUUACAAGGAUGGCAAAGCCUUUUCGUACUUUGAUUCUGGCUUCAUCAAUGAAGUUUUGUAU
Branchiostoma belcheri (Belcher's lancelet) is the source of this 454-nucleotide messenger RNA. RefSeq lists its product as uncharacterized. Lineage: Eukaryota; Metazoa; Chordata; Leptocardii; Amphioxiformes; Branchiostomatidae. The annotation marks the transcript as partial. The record is from RefSeq and is a predicted model, not a curated record. The transcript has 2 exons.